Molecule: messenger RNA, 1746 nt
Organism: Coccidioides immitis RS
Lineage: Eukaryota; Fungi; Ascomycota; Eurotiomycetes; Onygenales; Onygenaceae
Product: phenylacetyl-CoA ligase
Exons: 6
Coding region: 1-1746 (581 amino acids)
Molecular function (GO): CoA-ligase activity
Source: RefSeq, a predicted model, not a curated record
AUGGUUUUCCGUGCUCCUGCUUGGGUCGGCGAGCUGCCCCCAAUUCCUGAUGACGUUGCCAUCUGCGACUUCAUGCUGGAUGACAAGUAUGGCCGAUAUCCGCUGGCCUCGUCGAAGGACCCUUUUACAUGUGGAAUGACAGGCCGCACGUACUCGGCUGCAAAAGUAGCUGAACGCGUUGAUGUUCUUGCCCGGGCUUUAGCGAAGGAGUUUGGUUGGCACCCGAACAAGGGAACAGAAUGGGAGAAGGUCGUUGGUAUCUACAGCUUCAACACGAUCGACUUUUUGGUGCUUUGCUGGGCCAUCCACCGGUGUGGAGGCAUCGCUUCUCCCGCCAAUGCCGUGUACUCUGGCCCUGAGCUCACUUACCAAUUGAAAGACUCUGGAGCCCAAAGCCUCUUCACCUGUGUCCCCUCUCUGCCCAUCGCUCUCGAGGCAGCGGCUAAAGCUGGCAUUCCCAGAAACCGAAUUUACAUCCUCGAUCUUCCUACCGAGUUUACGGGGUCUACCGAAGCUCCACAGGGCAUGCGGACUUUGGAGCAGUUUAUUACCGAAGGCUAUUCAUUACCAAAGCUGGAGAAAUUGAACUUUGGGCCCGGACAGGGAGCUAGGCAGACUGCAUUCUUGUGUUACUCGAGUGGAACAUCAGGUCUACCGAAAGGGGUCAAAAUUGCCCAUAGGAACGUUAUCGCCAAUACUCUUCAGAUGAUGGUGUAUGAGGCGCCUCACAGGAACUCUCUGAAACCUGCCGGUCAGAGUGCCUUCAACGAUGUCGCCCUCGGCUUACUCCCUCAAAGCCAUAUCUAUUCUUUAGUAGUUAUGUGCCAUUGUGGACCGUAUCGCGGUGAUCAGGUUAUUGUCCUACCCAAGUUCGAGCUUAACCACUACCUUCAAACGGUCGAGAAAUACAAAAUAGGCACGCUCUAUUUGGUGCCUCCGAUUAUUAUUGCGAUGUUAAGAAAUAAAGAGCUAUGCGAUAAGCGAGAUCUGAGCGCAGUCAGAGCCAUUUUCACCGGAGCUGCUCCCUUAGGCAAGGAGACAGCUGAUGAGUUACAACAAUGGAAACCAUCCUGGUUGAUCAAACAAGGAUACGGUAUGACUGAAACCUGCACCGUCGUGUGUACUACAAGCUCCCAUGAUGUUUGGCUUGGUUCCUCGGGCUCCAUCCUUCCUGGAAUCGAGUGUAAGAUAAUAUCUCCCGAAGGCGUUGAACUCACGGGCUACGAUGAACCCGGGGAACUGGUCGUGAAGUCUCCAUCUGUUGUUCUAGGAUACCUGAAUAAUGAGAAGGCGACGGAAGAGACGUUUAUUGAUGGCUGGAUGCGCACUGGAGAUGAGGCUGUUGUUCGCGUUGCACCCAGCGGCAAUGAACAUAUCUUCAUCGUUGACCGGAUAAAAGAAUUGAUCAAGGUCAAAGGUCUACAAGUCGCCCCAGCAGAACUCGAAGCCCAUAUUCUCUCCCACCCGGAUGUUGCCGACUGCGCCGUUAUUCCUGUCCCGGAUGAUUCCGCUGGCGAGCUACCGAAGGCCUUUGUUGUUAAGAGUUCCUCGGCAGGAUCGGACGAUGCAGCAACCAUCAGAGCAAUUAUGAAGCAUGUGGAAGACCACAAAGCGCGGCACAAGUGGUUGAAAGGAGGUGUUGAGUUCCUUGAUGUUAUUCCGAAGAGUCCGAGCGGCAAGAUCUUAAGGCGCUUGUUGCGGGAUAAGGAGCGAGAAGCAAGACGCAAGGCCGGCGCAAAGAUUUAA